GGUGAUAUUAAGGAAAUAAUAAAGCAAUUUACUCAAUAACCUAUGCUAGUUGUUAAUUUCCAACGCUCCCUUGGAACCUCCUAAAUUUUUUAUAUAGAUUAUCCAAACGCAGCAAGAAGUAGUUUAGUUGAUACCUCAAUGUGAAUAGAGAAUAACAAGUCCUCUGAAAAUAGGCUAAACCCGCCAAUAGUUGCGGAUAAACCUUUGGGGUAUGCUUCGUCGAGAAUGGCCAGCUCUAUGGGUAUGCAGCCUCCAAAACAAGAGAAGCUAGACUCCUCUCGUAAGACCUUUCCGAGUACAAUGAUAAGUACCAAGUACUACAGCUAUCAGGACUCCUACAAGAGUCCGGGAGAAGAAGAAGUUAAGGAAGGCAAUGGUAAAGGCAAGAAGAGACUUGUUAAAGAAUUCAUCAAGAUUGCUAAACAGAAUGAAGAAGCAGAUGAAGCUGGUACUUCAGUAUCUAUAGAGAACGGUGAUAUAAAGAUCGGCAAUAAUAGAAUCAAUAUUGGCGUCUCUUGAAACAUUGAGACUGUCAAGGUUGACAAUGAGGACACACUGAUGAUAUCAUCAGAUGAGCCUAUAGCAGUGAGGGUAGUGCCUAUAACCCUCAACACUCCUAUGAUAAUCACUGCUGAUUCUGCUUCCAGCCAGUCUAUUUCUGGCUACGAUAAGAUUCUGAAAGUUUUAGGGAGCAACUACUGCUUAAGUGAUGUGUACGGGCAGUGACAACCUUUUGGAGGAAGGAAAUCAAUUCCAUGUCAGAGUUUUCAUAAUUCCAAUUAAU
Moneuplotes crassus is the source of this 784-nucleotide messenger RNA. Lineage: Eukaryota; Ciliophora; Spirotrichea; Euplotida; Euplotidae. The record is from the annotation of a GenBank genome assembly.